AAGUGGCUCUUUCAUUGGCUAAAAAGCACCCAUUAAGUUAUUGAUUUAUUGCAAAGAAAUAACCCAGAUUUCAAAGCUCUGAGCUCCUUUUUCAUCAAAUGCACAAGUACUCCACAAACGUAGUGGGUAGACUUCACUAGUGAUUGCCUUGCUUAAGUGUGAGUCUCUGUGAUUGAGAGAGAGAGAGAGAGAGAGAUUGAGAGAGAGUCGGUCUAAAUGUCUGACUUGGAAUUUCUACUCUUUAUUCUUCCAUCAGUCAUAGCUCUAGUUCUGAUCUUCAAUAACGUCGUCAAGAAGAGCAAGCAAAACACUCUCAAUCUCCCACCAGGCAACAUGGGUUGGCCUUUCAUCGGCGAGACCAUUGGCUAUUUAAGGCCAUACUCAGCCACAACCAUAGGUGAAUUCAUGGAGCAACACAUAUCAAGGUAUGGAAAGAUUUACAAGUCGAAUUUGUUCGGUGGGCCGACGAUAGUGUCGGCAGAUGCAGGGCUGAACAAAUUCAUACUGCAGAAUGAAGGGAGGUUGUUUGAGUGUAGUUACCCAAGCAGUAUUGGUGGGAUUCUGGGAAAAUGGUCUAUGUUGGUUUUGGUUGGAGACAUGCAUAGAGACAUGAGGAUAAUAUCUCUCAACUUCUUGAGCAAUGCUAGGCUCAAAACUCAUCUCUUGCCAGAGGUUGAGAAACAAACCCUGCUUGUGCUUAGCUCUUGGAAGGACAAUUCAACCUUUUGUGCUCAAGAUGAAGCCAAGAAGUUUACUUUCAAUUUGAUGGCUAAAAAUAUCAUGAGCUUGGAUCCUGGGAAGCCUGAGACUGAAGAGCUCAAAAAAGAGUACAUUACUUUCAUGAAAGGAGUGGUGUCCGCUCCUUUGAACUUUCCUGGGACAGCAUAUAGAAAGGCCUUAAAGUCUCGAUCGAUAAUCCUGAAAUUUAUCGAGCAAAAGAUGGAAGAGAGGAUUGGGAAGAUGGGGGAGGGAGUUGAGAAUUUGGACGAUGAUGAUCUUCUUGGAUGGGUCCUGAAGCAUUCCGACCUCUCCAAGGAACAAAUUCUGGACUUGGUGUUGGGCUUGCUCUUUGCUGGCCAUGAAACUUCUUCAGUGUCCAUAGCUUUAGCCAUAUAUUUCCUGCAAGGUUGUUCCAGAGCUGUUCAGCAAUUGAGAGAAGAGCACGUGGAAAUUGCCAAGGCCAAGAAGCAAUCAGGAGAGAGAGAAUUGAAUUGGGAAGACUACAAAAAGAUGGAGUUCACUCAAUGCGUUAUUAAUGAGACUUUAAGAUUUGGCAACGUGGUGAGAUUUCUGCACCGAAAGGCAAUCAAAGAUGUAAAGUACAAAGGUUAUGACAUUCCAAGGGGUUGGAAGGUGCUGCCGGUGGUUGCGGCCGUGCAUUUGGAUCCUUCACAUUUCGACCAACCUCAUCACUUUAAUCCAUGGAGAUGGCAGAACACUGGUGCAUCUUCAUCUAGUACUUCAACCACAGGCGCGACAAUGAGUAAUAACUACAUGCCAUUUGGGGGUGGACCACGGCUGUGUGCGGGAUCAGAACUUGCCAAGCUCGAGAUGGCAAUUUUUAUCCACCACCUAGUCCUCAACUUCCACUGGGAAUUAGCCGAUGAUACGGACCAAGCUUUUGCUUUCCCUUUUGUCGAUUUCCCUAAAGGCCUCUCCAUCAAAGUCCAUUGCCACACCUUAUAGCUUUUUUUAUUUUUAUAACCGGAUGUCUAGGUCAGCUUUCGCGCAUUCUGACUGAUUCUGGAGCCCUCAAGUUAACGACCAGGCAGCAUAGCAUUUGUUAUAUGAUAGUACAAUAGAAUCAACGCUGCAUAUCCUGAAAAUUUUCUGAAAUUGGGCAAAUUGUUUUGUACAAUACAACAAACAGAGCAGAUUACGAGUUGCUUGGAUUUUUCAAACGGCCUCUCGGCAAUUUCUUUUGUCUC
Molecule: messenger RNA, 1928 nt
Organism: Rhododendron vialii
Lineage: Eukaryota; Viridiplantae; Streptophyta; Magnoliopsida; Ericales; Ericaceae
Product: cholesterol 22-monohydroxylase CYP90B51
Exons: 8
Coding region: 217-1686 (489 amino acids)
Biological process (GO): sterol metabolic process
Molecular function (GO): iron ion binding; monooxygenase activity; heme binding
Source: RefSeq, a predicted model, not a curated record